AUGAAUGGUAACACUACUGAUAAGGAUGAAUCCAAGGCAAUGAUCCUUUUGCUUGGAUUGAGAAGAGGUGGUAAAUCUUCCAUUUGUAAAGUUCUUUUCCAUAAUAUGCAACCCUUAGACACACUUUACUUGGAGUCAACAUCGAACCCCACCAUGGAACAUUUUUCUACGCUGAUUGAUUUAGCAGUCAUGGAGUUACCAGGUCAAUUGAAUUAUUUUGAACCAAGCUAUGAUUCUGAGAGACUUUUCAAAAGUGUUGGUGGAUUAGUUUACGUUAUUGAUUCUCAAGAUGAAUAUAUGAAUGCAAUCACCAAUCUAGCGAUGAUUAUAGAAUAUGCGUACAAAGUUAACCCUACCAUAAACAUUGAAGUCUUGAUCCAUAAAGUCGAUGGGUUGAGUGAAGAUUUCAAAAUUGAUGCACAACGUGAUAUAAUGCAACGCACAGGUGAAGAGUUACUUGAAUUAGGAUUAGAUGGUGUACAAGUAUCAUUUUAUCUGACAUCCAUUUUCGACCACUCCAUUUACGAGGCAUUCUCUAGAAUUGUUCAAAAAUUAAUACCAGAGUUAUCAUUUUUGGAGAAUAUGUUAGAUAACUUGAUUCAGCAUUCCAAGAUUGAAAAGGCGUUUCUAUUUGAUAUCAAUUCCAAAAUUUAUGUUUCCACAGAUUCUAGUCCCGUGGAUAUUCAAAUGUAUGAAGUUUGUGCAGAGUUUGUUGACGUUACCAUUGAUCUUUUUGAUUUGUACAAAAGUUCACAGCAAGUGGAUAGGAACGGUAAAGCCAUUCAAGCACGUCCUCGUGAACUGAAAAAUGUGUCACAAUUGGGUAAUGGUGUGAUACUUUAUUUAAGACAGAUGAUUCGUGGAUUAGCUUUAGUUGCUGUGAUUAGACCUAACGGAUCUGAUAUGGAGAGUUGUUUGACUGUUGCUGAUUACAAUGUUGAUAUUUUUAAGAAGGGUUUAGAGGAAAUUUGGGCUAAUUCAAGAAUUUCUACAUAG
Molecule: messenger RNA, 996 nt
Organism: Zygosaccharomyces rouxii
Lineage: Eukaryota; Fungi; Ascomycota; Saccharomycetes; Saccharomycetales; Saccharomycetaceae
Gene: GTR2
Product: Gtr2p
Exons: 1
Coding region: 1-996 (331 amino acids)
Biological process (GO): positive regulation of TOR signaling; regulation of autophagy; cellular response to starvation
Cellular component (GO): Gtr1-Gtr2 GTPase complex; nucleus; fungal-type vacuole membrane
Molecular function (GO): GTPase activity; GTP binding
Source: RefSeq, a predicted model, not a curated record